CGCCCGGCAGGACCGCGCGCUGGAGCCCGCUCCGCGUCCCCGCCGCCGGAGGAGGUGCCCGCACGCUCGCGGCGCGCGCCGGCCCCACACAGUCGGCCUGUGGGCGAUUUCCUCCGGACCCAGGCUCCCCGCCCGAGGAGGAAGAAGAUGCAGACCUUUCUGAAAGGGAAGAGAGUUGGCUACUGGCUGAGUGAGAAGAAAAUCAAGAAGCUCAAUUUCCAGGCCUUCGCCGAGCUGUGCAGGAAGCGGGGAAUAGAAGUCGUGCAGCUGAACCUCAACCGGCCAAUCGAGGAGCAGGGCCCCCUUGACGUCAUCAUCCACAAGCUGACCGAUGUCAUCCUCGAGGCCGACCAGAAUGACAGCCAGUCCCUGGAACUGGUGCACAGGUUUCAAGAAUACAUUGAUGCUCACCCAGAGACCAUUGUCCUGGACCCCCUCCCCGCCAUCAGGACCCUGCUUGACCGCUCCAAGUCCUAUGAGCUCAUACGCAAGAUUGAGGCCUACAUGAAAGAUGACAGGAUCUGCUCACCACCUUUCAUGGAACUCACAAGCCUGUGUGGGGACGACACCAUGAGGCUACUGGAGCAGAACGGCCUGGCCUUCCCCUUCAUUUGCAAGACCAGAGUGGCUCAUGGCACCAACUCUCAUGAGAUGGCCAUUGUGUUCAACCAGGAGGGCCUGAAUGCCAUCCAGCCCCCCUGUGUGGUCCAGAAUUUCAUCAACCACAAUGCUGUGCUGUACAAGGUGUUUGUGGUAGGCGAGUCCUACACUGUGGUCCAGAGGCCCUCGCUCAAGAACUUCUCCGCGGGCACAUCAGGCUCCUCCCCAGGACCGUCUCUCAUGCCCCCCGUCUGGACUGGCUCUGGUCGGAGCGGGAGGACUGUCGGGCACACCGGGGUGGCCAUGGGCCUCUGUGGCUCACUAGCGGGAAGGAUGCCAGAUCGUGAGUCCAUCUUCUUCAACAGCCACAAUGUGUCAAAGCCAGAAUCCUCGUCAGUUCUCACUGAGCUGGACAAGAUUGAAGGCGUAUUUGAGCGGCCAAGUGAUGAGGUCAUUCGGGAGCUCUCCCGGGCUCUGCGGCAGGCGCUGGGAGUGUCACUUUUUGGAAUCGACAUUAUCAUCAACAACCAGACGGGGCAGCAUGCUGUCAUUGAUGUCAAUGCUUUCCCAGGUUACGAGGGUGUGAGUGAAUUCUUCACUGAUCUCCUGAACCACAUUGCCACAGUCCUGCAAGGCCAGAGCACAGAUGCAGCUGCCACGGGGGACGUAGCCCCGUUGAGGCACAGCAGGCUCCUGGUGGAACAGGCGGGUGGCCUGGCUGGCGAGCGGACGUGCGGCGCCAACCCCAGCUGCUGUAGCAGCUUGAGGGGCCAGGAUGCACCCUGGAAGGCCGAGGCCGAUGCAGGCAAUGUGAGCACCGUGGGCACCAGCGGCUCUGCCAAGCUGCCACACCAGAGACUUGGCUGUACCACGGGUGUGUCACCCAGCUUCCAGCAGCACUGCGUGGCCUCCCUGGCCACCAAGGCCUCCUCACAGUAGCCACAGAGCCAGGGACCCAGAGGGACGGAGCACACCUGAGGGCCCACAGCUCCAAAUGGGGACACUACUAAGAAUUCCCGAUGGUCUGAUGCUUCUUUGUUUUAAUUUUUAACCUGAUUUUCUGAUGUCGUGAUCAGAAUGAGGGGGGAGACGGAGCAGAACACCAAGUGGUCCAGCCUCGAGGAUCCCGCCUAAUUCCUGUACAGAUCUCCUCACUCAGUUUACACACGCUUGUGUUCUCAACACUAGGUCUGAAUGUGAGGUGGGGUGUGUGCAUGUGUGUUGUGUGGUUGCCGUGCAAGUGUGUUUGCACGUCCAUGUCUGUCUGUCUGUGUGGCUGCUGUGGACCAGGAGGCUUCUGGGGACCCUGGACAGAGGCCCUCGGUGACCAGGCUGGUGGGGCUAGCCAGACAAGAGAACGAACGGUUCCCUGCUUCCUCCCUUCUCCACACCUGCCCACUUUGGACCUCACCCUCCCUCCUUUUCCCAGAUGCAGUCUCCUCCAAGGCUAACUCUCACCUCUGUGCAGCCCACCGUUCCUCCCUGAAGCCAGGGAAGCAGUAGUCCCCUUGGAGAGCUUUGCACCAGGAGUGUGGGUUGUAGGAAGGAAAAGAAGGCUUUCUGCAGGUGUAGCCAAAGCACUGGGCUGCUGGUCUUCACUGCCUCUGUGGAGUCCAUCAGACCACUCUGUCCUCUGCCCUGUCCCCUGGUAGCACUGUUGUUUGCUGGGACCUAGGAGGGAGGCCGCCUGGCUGGAAGUCCUGGGCUGAGAUUCUGCCAGUGCCCAGGAUUUUUGCUGAGACUUAGAGCAAAUCAUUCCAUGAGUCUCUCCUCAUCUCCUGGGUGGCUGCUGAGGCCAGAGAACCAAAGGGCUAACCUAGUGCUCCAACCUGCAAAGAUGCCUGCUUCUCUGUGGCAUUACCUGGAUGAGGACAGUGUGGGAACCUCCACUGGACAUUGUGGCCAUCUGGGUUCCUCCUCAGGUGGGGGUGGAAGCCGCCCAUAUGGUCAUUCUUGUUCACACAUCCCCUGAUGCAGGAAAGCCCAGCACAGCUCUGUGGUAUUCAUCACAAGUCCCUUGUACCUAGUGCUAGGCAAGCCCCCAGGGGAGUUGUGCUACCACACAACUGGCAGACCACCUGCUGGCCCCAAAGCUGCAGGAAAGAGACACCUGAGGACAAUCCUCCACCCCAAGGAUGUGGAGCUCGGGUUGAGCAUCUCAGGACUCCAGAGAGCAGUCUUGUGUCUUAAGAUAUCAGCUCACUUUGCAAAGAGAACUAGGCCUUUGGGUUGUCCUUAGGUUCAAUAAGAUGGAGGACACUAGAGGGAACACCCAGCAGCCCUGGGGGAUGAGGGGCUCUGUGGGAUUGACCUUUGGGUAAGGAGAGACUGGCUGGCUUCCUUGGAAACAGAGCCCCAGAACUACCGUUUACAGUACCUGAUUGUUGAACCUGAUGUCUGUAUGUCAAGUUCCCAGGCCUGACCCUGAGCCCAGGGGGCAGGAGGCGUGGCCGGCUCUUGCACUGCUUUGUCUCCAGAAUAAACUACUGAAAUCAAA
Molecule: messenger RNA, 3097 nt
Organism: Nannospalax galili (Upper Galilee mountains blind mole rat)
Lineage: Eukaryota; Metazoa; Chordata; Mammalia; Rodentia; Spalacidae
Gene: Itpk1
Product: inositol-tetrakisphosphate 1-kinase
Exons: 11
Coding region: 148-1539 (463 amino acids)
Biological process (GO): inositol trisphosphate metabolic process
Cellular component (GO): cytoplasm
Molecular function (GO): inositol-1,3,4-trisphosphate 6-kinase activity; magnesium ion binding; inositol-1,3,4-trisphosphate 5-kinase activity
Source: RefSeq, a predicted model, not a curated record